AUGGACAACACAGGGGAAAGAAAAUCAUCAGGCAAAUCGACUGCCAGUGACGUCAGCUCAGAGACUGCAUCAUGCAGACCCUAUUCUUCACCAGAAACACCAGCUGCUUUUUCUUCAUCACAAGUAGUUAGAUCAGCUACUCCAUCCACUUGGUAUGCACCUUCCAGUCCUUCAGCUGCAUCUUUAUCAAGAGUUGGUCAUUAUUCACAGUCACCUGCAGACUCAAUGGACUCCCACAACAGUCAAAAUGAGUGUACAUGUAAUCCUUCACCCAAGUUUCCACCGUCAGUCAGAGUCCCAACUCAGUCAAACAAUGUCAGUAACUCAACACCAUCAAAUAAAUCAGGAGAGGGGAAAAGAAAAUUGUCAACCAGUUGGAGUACCCCAGAUCCUAAACAAGCCAAUCUCACACCUGUGGAAAAAACAGCAGCAGACUCUAAACACAGUAAAAGACUUGGUACACAGGACUGCUAUAACCACCCUCCACUGCUCAGUUUUAAAGUCCCAGAGUUAAGUGAUCUUCCCAACACGUGGAGUAAAUGGAACGAUGUUGAACUCCCUGUCGAUUUUCUAGUACUGACAGUGGAGGAUUGUGAGUUCCUAGGAUUUUUUUCCUAUCUCGAAAAGCCCUUUAGGAGUUACUCCAGAGAAGUUGGUUGCGUUUACUUUGGCUUCUUGGGUAAUGGUGGUGGGAAGAAGUUGAAAGUUGCACUGAUGAGGUCUUCCAAAGGUUCUGCUGUUCCUGGUGGGUCUCUAACCGUCGCAAAAGACGCUGUCCAUGUACUGAGACCCAAGGCUGUAUUUUCGGUGGGGGCCUGCAUUGGAUUGAAUCAUGAUAAAGGCAAACUAGGAGAUGUAGUUGUCUCCUCAAAGUUAACAACAGCCGUCUACAAAACCCCUGCAAGCAGAGACGUUAGCAACCUCAUUAGACAUGCAGCUGACGGCUGGCAGGCACCUUUAGAAAACCCAGGUGCUCUGGAAGUAAGAGUACACUGUGAUAGUGACUUAUUGAGUUGGCCAGAGGGGGUUAGUGAGGACAUUAACCCGCGAUGCGCUGAGGCAAUUGCAGUUGAAAUGGAGGGGGAAGGUCUGUUUACCGCAGCCCAUGACCUAAAGACAGAAUGGGUUGUCGUUAAAGGUAUCAAAGACUACAAAGAUGGCAGUCAAUCUUUAACUGCUGAUGAGUGGGGGGUUUUUGCCAGUGUCAUGGCGGCUUCAGUUGUGGCUAACAUUCUGAACGAUGCUGCUGUCUUUCAAGAAUGGCCCAAUUACCAAGGUAAGUCCUCUGCUUUCCAGCCGUCCAACCGGAUGUUAGACGCCAAACUGAAAAAGAUAAAGAAGCACGCCAUUGGGCGUGAAGACCUUCGGCGUCUGAAAGAGAGCGCUGUUAUUAAUCCAAAAACUCCUCGAGGUCUCCUAUAUAACGUCUGGUUUCAUGUCGCCCUGUAUUUCCCUCGACUUGGACGGGAAGGACAGAGAAAAUUGACGAAGGCCAGUUUCCUAUUCCUCCAGGAUGAAGGCAACAACUGGUACGCAACCAUGGCCCAUGACGAGUCAAGAAAAACACACCAAGGAGGGAAAUAUGACACCGCCACAAACUACGAGAAACGUAGAAGAAUGUACCAGACAGAGCAUCAGAGUGAUGGAUUUAAUGCCCUCCAACUUUACUGCAGGAAACUCAACCCUGCUUGCAACGCUUUUUUCCAGUUUCCGAAGCGGUACUGGAAUGGGCCAGAAGAAUCAGUGUGGUUCGAAAAUCGAUGUCUAGGCGUAAACAAGCUCGGUAGCAUGAUGGAAGAGCUCAGCAAAAAGGCUAAUCUUUCUCACGUUUAUACCAAUCACUGCAUCAGGGCAACAGCUGUAACACUGUGGUCGGAUGCUGGUUUGUCAAAUUCCCUGUCAAGCCACGGGAAUGAAAAUUCCCUCAAGAGCUACGACGCUCGUCCAUCUUCGCAGCAGCUCCAGGAGUGCAGUAAUGUUCUCUCAUCUACCCUGAAUCCAAAAGCCACACCAGCCGAUCAGCAAAUGCAAGUCUUACGAGGGAAUCAGCAACAACUUCAACAAUCUGGAUCCGUGGCUUGUGCUAUGAUUCCUAACCAGCAAAACUUCACAAGGCAUGAUGAGCAAUUCAAUUUCUCAACCAUGUUCUCGGGCUGCCAAAUCGGGCAAGUUCACGUGAUUUUCAAGAGUGAUCAAGCGCAGUGACAUUCGUAUUUAAGUUCUUACCAGAUGAAUUUCAACAUUAUCAUUGAAUUUAAAUAUUUCUUCACCGCUUGUGAAGAAUAGCUUGUUAAGAGUGGCAUGCAUUGUCUUUUGCCUUUGUCAAUAAACGAGUUGGUAUGGCGCUUAGUACUUGAUAAUAUUAAAGAAAAUUAGUCUGACAUCCGUAUGUAUCAGAACAUUCCUUAAAAGUUAAGAAUUUUCCGUUUCAUUGAGCUAACUCCUCUAACCAUUCAUGAAAAUAUACCGGCCUCCCGCCAACUAAUGUCUUUAUUGUUGAAAAGAGCUAAAUCCUGUGAUUGGUCAUAUCCAUGAAGAGUUUUCAGUUCACUGAAAAACUCAAGGAUAGAUUUAUAAAAAACCCGGUAAUUUGUCAAAGUAUUUGACAUUGUAAUGGCACCUGAGUAGGAGAUUUAAUCCUCCCAUUUUUCUGAAGAAGUGGUCUGGAACUGUACACCAAUUUUUCUUGCCUGCGGACAGCAUCCUAGGGAUCAAAGCAAGUUUGAGUGAUUUAAACAUUAGACCCAUGUCAGUCAUACGUAAUCCUCCUUUAUCAGUGUCAUGGUAUAGUCCUGAUCUUUUUAUUUUGUCUUUCGUUUUUCUCAAAAGAAACUUAAAGCAUUUGGUUUUAACCGAGUCUUCGAUUCCUGCGGGGACGGGGAGAUUUGAUGCGGAAUAAAUUAGCUGAGAUAUCCCGAGGGUUUUGAUUAUCAUAACUUUUCCAAAAAGAGUCCGAUCUCGAGAACUCCACAUAUCGAGUUUUGUUUGUAAUACUUUCAGCUUUUGAUUAGAAUUAAGCUCAUCAUUUCCUUUGACGUCGCACGAGAAAUGAACGCCGAGUAUCUUGACGGGACUGCGCCUCCACUUCAUUCCAAGAGGGUUUGCUCCUACUCUUUGCCCAUUUCACAAGCCAGAUCGCUUUUGUUUUCUUAACCUUUAAACAUAAACCGGCUAUGUUCCCAAACUCUUCUACUAUUUCUAAGCCUCUUCUCACAGAGGCUAAGUCAGCAGUGAAUUGUUGGUGUCAUCCGCAAAGAGCGACAGUUUUACAUCAUUUCUGAACAGCUUAAUUCCUUUGAAUUCUGGGUCUUGUCGGAUUUUAUGCGCCAGGAUAUCUGCUGAGAGAAUAAACAGAUAAGGGGACAACGGACAGCCCUGUCUCACCUUUUGACGGUAUAAGCCAAUUAGUUGCAAAACCGUUGUUAAGAACGGCACUUUCAACUUGAUUUUGACUUUUGUAACGCGAAUUUUCCGCAUUGGUUCAUGUGUGGUCAGAUGCGCGUUUUGAUUGGCUUGUAGGAAAGAUGAUUGUCUAGAGCGUGUAUUGAGAAAAUCUUUUGGGAUCAAGAAGUAAAUAAACGCAAUUGCCCUUCAUUUGUCGAAUUAGUUUUUGAGAAAUAAUUUGUUAAAGCAAUA
Orbicella faveolata is the source of this 3636-nucleotide messenger RNA. RefSeq lists its product as uncharacterized. Gene Ontology annotation, biological process: nucleoside metabolic process. The record is from RefSeq and is a predicted model, not a curated record. Gene Ontology annotation, molecular function: catalytic activity. NCBI's taxonomy places the organism in Eukaryota, Metazoa, Cnidaria, Anthozoa, Scleractinia, Merulinidae.